GUCUGCUGUGAGAGUGGCGGUGUUGAGCUGUCAAUCAAACCGAAAGUAAAAAAAUACCCUAUAUAAGCCCGCACACAAUCACAGCUUCAUCACACAAACAACUCGAGCCUCAUCCUCCAGCUUCAAUACAGCAGACUUUUACCUGUACUUUGUUUUGUUUUGUUUUAACAAUGGGCGUCUUCUUCUCUAACCUUUUCUCGCGUCUCUUCGAGAAAAAAGAGAUGAGGUUGCUUAUGGUUGGUCUGGAUGCAGCAGGGAAGACGACAGUCCUCUACAAACUCAAACUCGGUGAAGUUGUCACAACUAUUCCAACUCUAGGUUUUAACGUUGAGACAGUUGACUAUAAAAACAUCUCCUUCACCGUUUGGGACGUCGGCGGUCAGGACACCAUCAGACGCCUCUGGAGACAUUAUUAUCAGAACACUAAGGGCCUGAUCUUUGUGGUGGACAGCAGUGAUCGUGACCGGAUUGAAACGGCAGCAGAGGAACUAAACGCGAUGCUGGCGGAGGACGAGAUGAGAGACGCGGUUCUGUUAGUUCUUGCUAACAAGCAGGAUUUACCCAAAGCCAUGCCGGUCCACGAGCUGACAGACAGACUGGGUUUACACGCACUGAGAGGAAGACAGUGGUUUGUUCAGGCCACAUGUGCGGUUCAAGGAUCAGGUUUAUAUGAAGGACUGGAUUGGCUCUCGGAUCAACUGUCCAAACGAUAAAACACUUCAGCGUUCAAAGUACUUGAAGAAAGGACACUAAAUCAGAACUGAAUGUAUAUAUCAUCUCCAACUUUAUUUUGAAAUAUUUAUGGAAUA
Messenger RNA from Onychostoma macrolepis, 809 nucleotides. Its product is annotated as ADP-ribosylation factor 4-like. Gene Ontology annotation, molecular function: GTPase activity; GTP binding. Gene Ontology annotation, biological process: intracellular protein transport; vesicle-mediated transport. The transcript has 5 exons. The coding region runs from base 171 to 713 and encodes 180 amino acids. Gene Ontology annotation, cellular component: cytoplasm; plasma membrane. The record is from RefSeq and is a predicted model, not a curated record. NCBI's taxonomy places the organism in Eukaryota, Metazoa, Chordata, Actinopteri, Cypriniformes, Cyprinidae.